UACUUGCUGACAAUUCAAAUCCCUGGAGCGCCCACGCCUUCUCUUCUAAUAAGCCAACUACACGCCACAUCGCCCAGCGCUGCACUCGACUGUCUGUUUGGUCUUUUCCCUUUAUUACCUUGCUGUUUUCUUCUUCAGUUUGAUGCGAUUUCUUGUACAGGCGGCUCCGACGGCUACUAGAUCUCUCCUCGCAUUCUCGGUGUCGCCGCGCCGCCGCCCAGGGUUUGCGACGACCGUCCCUCAUCACCGUCGCAACAUGACUGCUGCGCCUGCAGGCCCGACGCCGCAGCAGGCAAAGGCCAAUGGCGACAAGACGGAAAUCAAGAUUCUGAUGCUUCAUGGGUACACGCAAUCCGGGUCACUCUUCCGCGCCAAGACCCGCGCCCUCGAGAAGCUCCUCGUCAAACUCCUCGCCCCCUCGGCGCUCCUCCCAACCCUCAUCUACGCCACGGGCCCCAACCGCCUGCUCCCCAGCGACAUCCCCGGCUACCAGCAGCCGCCGUCCGCCGGCUCCGAGGGCGGCACCUUAUCCGAUGAAGCGCCGCCGCCGCCGCCGGACGCGUGGGCGUGGUGGCGCAAGGACGACGCCACGGGCACGUACCGCUUCUUCGACGAGGGCAUGGCCGCCGUCGCCGCCGCGAUCCGCGACGCCGGCGGCGUCGAUGCUGUCUGCGGCUUCAGCCAGGGCGGUGCUGUGACGGGCGUCGUCGCCGCUGCCCUUGAGACCGGGAGGGAGGCUCCUGACGGGCCCCAGGGGGACUGGGUGCAUGCGCUGCGCGAGGCAAACGGUGAGCGCGCCUUACGCUUCGCCGUCUCGUACUCGGGCUUCUAUGCCCCCGUGGAGCGGCUCGCGUUCUGCUACGAACCCAAGAUCGAGACACCUACGCUGCAUUACAUUGGCAGCUUGGACACUGUCGUCGAUGAGAGCCGGAGUCAGGCGCUCGUUGACCGGUGCGUGGACCCGGUUGUUAUUGUGCAUCCCGGUGGACAUCAUGUCCCUGUUUCCAAGGAAUGGGCUAUGCCGUUCGCUGGCUUCAUCAAGCAGCAUGCCACGCUUCCCCAACCUAAGCCAGGCUUGUGAAGAAGUCGGAAACAAACCACGAUGAUUUCACGCAAAGAGUAUAGACAGCCAAUAGACCUGGACCAAGCGCCGUCAUAAAUGUUACAUGACAUCCUCC
This is a messenger RNA of Purpureocillium takamizusanense, 1178 nucleotides long. It is a transcript of the gene FSH3, whose product is annotated as Dihydrofolate reductase. Gene Ontology annotation, cellular component: cytoplasm; nucleus. NCBI's taxonomy places the organism in Eukaryota, Fungi, Ascomycota, Sordariomycetes, Hypocreales, Ophiocordycipitaceae. The coding region runs from base 143 to 1081 and encodes 312 amino acids. The transcript has 2 exons. The record is from RefSeq and is a predicted model, not a curated record.